CUUUUCCCACCUCCUUGUUUCUUGCUGUGGUUUUAAGGGGGAGUUCGCUACCUGCCUUACCCUGUUGGCCUUCAGGAUGAUGUUUGCUUCCUUCAUACUCCCGAAUGAACAGCUCUGACAAUUUAGUUUUGUCUUGUUUUGUUUUGUAAUGAGUCCCAUUUGUUUUCACAAGACCCCCAUAAAUUAAGAGACUAUUAGACCCACGGGCAGAUGGGAAUAACUAGGAUUUCAGAAUUCAGAAGGUUUGUUUAGAACCCUAAUCCAAACUCUCUCCUUACCCCCACAAUCCAUAAAAAUGCAAUCUUAUAAGAUCUGAAAAGCCACUAUUCAAAAAGUGUAUAUAGUCUUUGUUCGUACUGUAACCCUGGAAUAGAAUAGAAAUGAAUGGUUAAGUGAGGACUUGAUUGACGCAUCGAGACUACGUUUUAGGCUAUUAACACUCAGUAAAUGGAGGAUAUAGGUAUGUAUUAAUAUGUGCCUAGAAUUUCAUAGCAGAGUUUUACUGGAGUUUGCGGGCCGGAGUGGAUGGGGAAAAACUGAGGUAGCAAUAGCCAUGUCUGUCUGGGUCCAAAUCUAUGGAGAUUGUGCCUUUGUUCCAUAUGUUGAGCCUGCAUAAGUGACAAUUGGUUAUGUACGACAGUUUUUUUGAGUUUACAGCAAGAUGAGAAUGGUCGCCAUGGUUCUAUCUCCUCUUUUUUAAAAAAAUAUAUUUUUAUUUUUUAUUAUUUUUAUUUUCCCUUUUGUUGCCCUUGUUUUUUUAUUGUUGUUAUGGUUAUUAUUGUUAUUAUUGGUAUUUUCAUUGUUGGAUAGGACAGAGAUAAAUGGAGAGAAGAGGGGAAGACAGAGAGGGGGAGAGAAAGAUAAGACACCUGCAGACCUGCUUCACCGCCUGUGAGGCGACUCCCCUGUAGGUGAGGAGCCGGUGGCUCGAACUGGGAUCCUUAAGAUGGUCCUUGAUGUUCGCACCACGUGCACUUAACCCGCUGCGCUACAGCCGACCCCCUCUAGCUCCACUUCUAGGCUCACUUUCUGAGGACUCAGAACUUUUUCUGCUGAAAAUCUAAAAGGAAAUGGCAUGACCCCUGUGUCCCAGGAGUAACUGAUGAUCAGGGAUAUGGCCGAAAAUCUCAGUCAGUGGAGGCAGCUGAAUCCUCCUCAGGGAGAUGUACCUGAGAAGCACAGGAAUCUGGUCUUACUGGGGCUUCCAAUUCUCAAACCUGAUGUAAUCUCUCAUUUGGAGUGUGGGGAAGAGUUAGAGAAAGUCUCAAAAGCAUAUUGCCCAGACUGGAAGAUAAGUCCAGCAAGCAAGGCACUACUUCCAGAGCAGAACAUUUCUGAAAAGGAAUCAAUUCCUAAUGUGUUCAUAGAGAUAUUUCCAAAAGAAGAUUCCAGUGAAUGUGAAGACUCUUUUGCACAUCAGCAGGGAAACCAUGAUAGACAUUUAGUACAAGAAGCUGUCAUUCAGAAGAAAUCUUCUGGGGAGAGAAACUACCAGUAUGAAGAAUUUGGAAGAAAUUUUAGUCAGAGGUCAUUAACUGUUCAACAACAAGGAGAGAGACCACAUAAUUAUAAUUCACUUAAAAAUAACUUAAAACAGAAUUCAGAUCUAAUGAGGCAUGAUAGAAUUUGUGCAGAAAAGAAACCUUGGAAGUGUAAGGAAUGUGAGAAAGCUUUUAGUUACUAUUCAGCUUUUGUUUUGCAUCAGAGAAUUCACACAGGAGAAAAACCCUAUGAAUGUAAUGAAUGUGGUAAAGCCUUUAGCCAGAGCAUACACCUUACUCUACACCAGAGAAUUCACACUGGAGAAAAACCCUAUAAAUGUAAUGAAUGUGGUAAAGCCUUCAGUCACCGUUCUGCACUUAUUCGGCAUCAUAUAAUUCAUACUGGAGAGAAACCCUAUGAAUGCAAUGAAUGUGGGAAGGCCUUUAAUCAGAGUUCAUACCUCACUCAACAUCAGCGUAUUCAUACUGGAGAAAAACCUUACGAGUGUAAUGAAUGUGGAAAGGCUUUCAGCCAAAGCACAUUUCUUACCCAGCAUCAAGUCAUUCACACUGGAGAAAAACCCUAUAAAUGUAAUGAAUGUGGAAAAUCCUUUAGUGAUCGUUCAGGCCUUAUUCAGCAUCAGAGAACUCAUACUGGGGAGAGGCCUUAUGAGUGUAAUGAAUGUGGGAAGGCCUUUGGCUACUGCUCAGCACUGACUCAGCACCAGAGGACUCACACUGGAGAGAAACCCUUUAAGUGUAAUGAUUGUAUCAAAGCCUUCAGUGACCGCUCAGCCCUUAUUCGUCAUCAAAGAACGCACACUGGAGAAAAACCUUACAAGUGUAAGGAUUGUGGUAAAACUUUUAGCCAGAGCUCAUCUCUAACAAAACACCAGAAAACACACACUGGAGAAAAACCCUAUAAAUGUAAGGAAUGCAGGAAAGCCUUUAGUCAGAGUUCAUCUCUUUCACAACAUCAGAAAACUCAUGCUGGAGUGAAAACCAAGGAAUAUGGGAAGGCCUUCAGUGAACAUAAAGCCUUUGGUCAGCAAAAAAGAAUUCAUACUGGAUAAAGACUAUAUAAAUGUAGUAUAUUCUGAUAUUUAUUGAACAUUCAGUAUAUAUGGUAUAAGAGCUACACAAAAUGUAAUAUUGCGUUACUAGAAGUGUUAACUGAUAAGUCAUCAUUGACAUGGAAUAUACCUUAUUUAGAAUGUGAAAGAGGGACUUUACAUUUUAAGAUGUGUUGGGGCCAGGCGGUGGCUCACCUGGUUAAGUGCACACAUUACAUUUUAAGAUGUCUUCUGUGGAGGACAAUGUGAAUUUUCUUGGAGAAAGGAAAUUUAUUUCCAGUUCCUUAAUGCAUAUUAUGAGAAUAGUGUUUCUUUUAGGGAUAUUUCAGGGUAAGAAAUGAGUUUGAGAACUCACAGUGAGUUUGUAUGUGUGAAGAGUGAAGGCGGAAGAGAAGUCCUUAGUCUUAUGUAUAAGAACAUG
Messenger RNA from Erinaceus europaeus (western European hedgehog), 2975 nucleotides. It is a transcript of the gene ZNF892, whose product is annotated as zinc finger protein 892. Gene Ontology annotation, molecular function: RNA polymerase II cis-regulatory region sequence-specific DNA binding; DNA-binding transcription factor activity, RNA polymerase II-specific. Gene Ontology annotation, biological process: regulation of transcription by RNA polymerase II. Lineage: Eukaryota; Metazoa; Chordata; Mammalia; Eulipotyphla; Erinaceidae. The record is from RefSeq and is a predicted model, not a curated record. The transcript is spliced from 4 exons. The coding region runs from base 1103 to 2554 and encodes 483 amino acids.